Daucus carota subsp. sativus is the source of this 861-nucleotide messenger RNA. RefSeq lists its product as uncharacterized. Bases 110 to 634 code for a protein of 174 amino acids. The record is from RefSeq and is a predicted model, not a curated record. The transcript is spliced from 4 exons. Gene Ontology annotation, cellular component: chloroplast. NCBI's taxonomy places the organism in Eukaryota, Viridiplantae, Streptophyta, Magnoliopsida, Apiales, Apiaceae.
UAACGAGAAGACCUUGUCCUCUUAUUCUAUCCUGUUGUUCUUUGUUGCAGAUAACACAAUCAUCAUCUUUGAAAACCCCAACUGAAGCAGCUGCAGUAGUAAACUAGUAAUGGCUACUCUCUCUACAUUUUCAACUCUCCCUUUUGUUCCCAGAACUACCCCUUCAAUUUCUCCCUCUAAUUCCAACACCCUUUCUUUUAAAUACCCCCAAGUUGUGAACUUUAACAAUUUCAGGGGCUGUAAAGUAUCAAGAUUACCAAGAUUGAGCAAGAUUAGAGCUUCUGUUGUUGAAGAACAAGAAACCCUUAUUCCAGAUGAGCAAGCUGCUGAAGCUUCUCAGCCCUCUGUUUCUGUCUCUGUUUCUCCUUCUGAUGUUCUCACCAUGUUCUUUCAGGCUGAAGGAACCAUGCCCGAAACAGCUAUAUCUUCUGUUUCUCAGGCUUUAGAGGAAACUGAAGGAAUCUCAAAUUUAAAAGUGCAAGUUCUUGAGGGUAUUGCAACUGUGGAGUUGACAAAGCAGACGACCGUACAAGCUACAGGGGUUGCUUCCAGUUUGGUCGAGAUUAUACAAGGCUCUGGCUUCAAGUUGCAAACUUUGAAUUUAAGUUUUGAGGAUGAAGAAGAUAUUGAGUAGAUCUUUUUAUGUCGGACAUUAUCGAUGAUCGAGGGAAACACUGUAGAAAUAUAGAAGUUGAUAAAAAUGUCUCCUGAUUUGCUUAGCUUUUCUAUUGAGGCUUCGGCUAGUUUUUUGUUGAAUUAAUCGGUGUAUGGGAAGAGAACUGGAAGUUUCAAUUUGAAUUAACUUGUUCCUGAAUAGCAAGAUGUUGUUUUGCUAAGUAAUGACAAAACGUCUUUCAAGUA